GUAGCUGAGUGACACUUUGCCAAGGAACUUCAACAGAUUUGAAUCUUAACUUUGAACCGGACUAGACGUUUGAUGAGUCCAGCUGAAUUCGCACACAGGCAGACCUAUUCAGGUAUUUUACAACAAUCUGAGCUACUGGGAAUCAUCAUAAUCUUAUCAACCACCCACUCUUACUCCACCUUACUUCUCCCUACUGAAUAGUUUGGGAGCUGCACUGCUGUUUUCUGCUCUUUGUAAAUUUAGAGUUAAGUGCAAACCCUGGUGAGGAGCGCCACCACUCUUCAGUUGGGCUUCAGAGCUCAUGAUUUUAACACAAGCUCAAUGGCCACAGGAUUAUUUUAUUUUCUCAUUACAACAGUGAUUCUUGGCACCUUUUCCCAUUUUCUUUAAACUCUGUGGUGUGGUUGCUAAUGGGUGUCCUUGGGCAGCUUAGUUUUUUAGUAACUGAUCAUGACAGAAAUUACAAAUGUUAUUUAUUAGAUACAUAUACAUUUUUUUUGCUUUUGCUUUUAAAAUAAAUUAAUAAAGUUGAAUAUUGUGGCAACAUUAAAAUCAACAAGUGAAAUAAUGAAAAAACAAACUGAAAUGAGAGGGGAAGCUGAAGAAAAAGAGGCUUUGGACCUUCCUGAAAACAGUAAGCUCACACAAGUCGCAGAAGACAGUGAAGAUGACGAAGAGGAGAAAAGAGUCCGGACACCCCGCUAUCGCUGGGUUAUGCAUGCAGCAGUGAUGUUUGGACGUGAGUUUUGCUACGCCAUGGAAACCGCCCUGGUGACACCGGUGCUGCUGCAGAUAGGGCUUCCAGAGCAAUAUUACAGUUUAACUUGGUUUCUCAGUCCCAUCCUGGGUCUCAUCUUCACACCACUGAUUGGCUCGGCCAGUGACCGCUGUACUCUGCGAUGGGGCAGGAGACGACCAUUCAUUCUGGCUCUGUGCAUUGGUGUGCUCUUCGGACUGGCGCUGUUUUUAAAUGGAUCCUUGAUAGGGCUUUCCAUCGGCGACAGCCCAAACAGCCAGCCAGUUGGCAUCGUUCUCACUGUUUUGGGUGUGAUAGUGCUGGACUUCAGCGCUGACGCCUCCGAGGGGCCAAUCAUAUCUUACCUUCUUGAUGUUGCUGAUACAGAAGAGCAGGACAUGGCCCUGAAUAUCCAUGGCCUUUCUGCUGGGCUUGGAGGAGCGUUGGGUUACAUGUUGGGAGGCCUUGACUGGACUGACACCGCCCUGGGCAGAGCGUUCAAAUCACAAGAACAGGUCCUCUUCCUGUUUGCGGGAGUUGUUUUCAUUAUUUCUGUCACACUGCACAUGCUCAGCAUCCCCGAGAGACAUUGUGCUUCAUCCAACAGGCUUAAAGAUACAGAAGACGAAGAGUCGUCCAGUCAGUCAUCUUCAAGGCAUGUUGGGAACACCACACCCGUUCUAGACAUAAUUGCAGAGGAGGAUGCUUAUGUCUCAUCUCGAGAUGACAAAGAAGCCCAUCUCGAGGACAGAGAACUGGAUUUUCUUGCUGUGGAGAAAGUACGAAGUAAAAGUGAUUCAGUUUUAGCCAUGCCAGAUGCUACAAUAGACUUGGACCCCGACCUUGACUUGGACAGACCAGUUUUUUUGCCAGCUGAACACUUUUUACCAGAGACUCAUGAAGAUCUAGAGAAUGCAUUUAGGCCAUCAGACCACAGUGUUGGGUCCUCGUCUCCUGCAGGUGAUUUGCCCUCAGUUAGCAAUGAGAUAGUGGUCRUGGAGCCUGCAACAGUGUUGCCUCAACUUAAAGGCCCAACAAAUGGUCAGCCUUGUAUCCCUCAGACCAGCUCAGCCUCAGUGGAUGCACAUCAGAGACAGGACAAAACUGCUAAAGGCAUUAAURCCGGCCUGACUUCCUCUAAUCAUACAAAUGUAAUAAAAGGCCACACCUCCACCAAGCAUGGAAAUCGCACAACCAACACUUCAGUUUCAUCACGGCCACACCCACCUACCUUGUACAGACAACCCUCGUUUACUUUUUCAUAUUACGGUCGAGUGGCAACACAACGCUAUCGACUGCGACACACAAGAGCAAUGAGUCCUCGGCCGAUCACCACCUCCCGCAGUCUGAACGAUCUACGGGACGUCCAGCGGCGGCAUAUGCAUCGGCGAGAUUUGCAGCUGUCUGUAAGCAGCCUGUCAUYGGAGAGCUCCAGCAGUGAGGGUGAACCAGAGAAGGGUACCACUGUCAAACUUCUCUGGCUUUCCAUGUUUAAGAUGCCAAAGCAGCUGUGGAGGUUGUGUCUGUGUCACCUCCUCACAUGGUUCUCCAUUAUAGCUGAAGCUGUGUUUUACACCGAUUUCAUGGGCCAAGUCGUUUUCAAUGGAAACCCCAAGGCACCAGCCAAUUCAACAGAGCUCCAGAAUUAUCACAGAGGAGUUCAAAUGGGCUGCUGGGGGCUGGUGGUCUACGCUGCUACAGCUGCCCUCUGCUCUGCCAUUCUUCAGAAAUCUCUGGAUAAUUUUGAUCUGAGUAUCAAGGUCAUCUACGUCGUUGGAACUCUGGGAUUUUCAUUGGGAACUGCUACUAUGGCAAUUUUCCCUAAUGUGUACGUGGCCAUGGUGAUGAUCAGUGGCAUGGGCAUCAUCUCCAUGAGUAUCUCCUACUGCCCCUACGCAUUACUCGGACAGUACCAUGAAAUCAAAGAGUACAUCAACCACAGUCCAGCAAACACUCGAAGAGGUUUUGGUAUUGACUGUGCUAUAUURUCCUGUCAGGGAUAUAUCAGCCAAAUUUUGGUUGCCUCUGUUCUUGGAUCUGUGGUGGAUGCAGUUGACAGCGUGCGUGUCAUUCCGGUCGUGGCCUCCGGGGGCUCCUUCCUCAGCUUCCUCACCGCCUGUUUUCUUGUUAUUUAUCCCGACCCUGAACCUAGCAGCUYGGAGCAGGACUCUGUUGGUCCACCUGGAGAGGAGGAUCAGAUCGGAGAAAAGACCAAUGACCAGAGACUGGCAAUGCUGAACCUCAAAGACAAAUCACAGCAGACAGAGAGUCACUCUGUUGCCUGAGCAUAAAACAAUCACUGGAAGCCUUUGAUCAUAAACCAACAGACGCAUCAUGUGAAAAUUAUACUGAACACACGUGGUGUGCAGAUGGGAUAAUGUGUGCCUUGUGGAGGAGCAAAGACAAGAGAAAAUGUGACAGAUAUAUGUAACAUCGUAUCAACAAAAAUAUGGRAGGGUUAGAUUUCAACUAAAUGAACUGAUGAGCUAAAAAUUAUCAGUUCAAAAGCUGCUUUGUUUCUGCUGUUGCAACCCCAACUCUAAAGCAUACACUGCUAAGCUGGAUCAGUAAGUCAACAAAGCCAGAUGACUGUUUUCUCAAACUGCUGAAAGUAAUGUAGUUCACACUGCUGGAGCCAAAACCAAAUUAAGCACAGAGCACUUUGAUUGACAUCUGAGCUGAACUCUCCCAUUUAUGCUGCAAAUCAGCCACAGUGUGGGACUCCACAGACGCUGCUUCAUUACUGACAAAACGACAAUCACCACAUUACUUUGUGCAACCUAAAUGUUACUGUUCAGUACAUGCCAAAAAACAACAAAAACCACAAGAAAAGCCUUCAGAGUUUAUUUUAGUUAUAUGAAAAAAACAUCAAGUUCAAUUAUGUUGUUCAAACCUUUUUGCCAGAAUAAUGGAUUCUUUGGGGUAAUUUUUUUCUACUAAUUUUGUUCAAUUUUUCCCAAAAAAUGUGAUGAAAACUGAUUUUGGGAGUGUUUUAGUUUUAAUUGUGCUUAUAUUGCGCAGUGACUUUUAUUUAGAACUUUAUCAUCAAAAUGCAUUUGAAUUGACCGAUAAGGUCACAGUGUUAAAAAAAAAGGAAAUAUAAAUCACUGCGAUUGAUUAAAAAAAAAGGGACCGGUUUUGAUAUUUUUUAUAUCUAUACAUUUAAAACAAAAUGGCCUUUUUUUUCUUUCUGCAAUAUGACGUCCCUGUAAGAUUCCAGCUUACCUCCGGAUGAAGAAUACAUGUUUAAGAGUCGAGUGAGGAUUACAGUAAUCAACAUAAAAAAAUAAAUAAAUAAGCUAUCUUUAAUCUGGCAAAAGCUGACAGAUAAAAAUAUAAAACAAGUCCUGCUGAAAUGUCCAUUUGUUCGGUUUGGUUAUUUAUAAAAACAAGUUUCUUGUGUUCAUA
Molecule: messenger RNA, 4144 nt
Organism: Austrofundulus limnaeus
Lineage: Eukaryota; Metazoa; Chordata; Actinopteri; Cyprinodontiformes; Rivulidae
Product: solute carrier family 45 member 4
Cellular component (GO): membrane
Molecular function (GO): sucrose:proton symporter activity
Source: RefSeq, a predicted model, not a curated record